AUGGCGGCGUCACCGCUGUUGCUGCUCUUGCUGGUGUCGCUGGUGUCGACGGCGGCCGCCACCAGCAACACAUCGGAAAGCUGGGAGAGGAAGAGGAGCGAGGAGGAGACCCGGCAGAUCUUCAGGGAGUGGAAGGCCAUGCACGGCACGACCAACAGCUCCCUCGAUGAGGAGGAGCAGCGCGCGUACACCAUGUUCAAGCACAGGCUCGGCCUCAUCGACCGGCAGUGGCAUGACCAAGGCUACUCCGUCUUCUCCUGGGAGAGGGGGAGGAGCGAGGAGGAAACGCGCAAGAUCUUCGCGGAGUGGAAGGCACGAAAACCAGUUACUACCUACAGCUCCAUCGCCCACGAAGAGCACCGAUACACCAUAUUCAAGGAGGACCUGCGCAAAAUCGACCAGCACAACGCUGGCUACGCCAUCGGGGUCCACAAUAACAACAGAUGCCUCAACCAGUUUAGCCAUCUCACCCAAGAGGAGUUCGAAGCCGUUUGCUGCGGGUUCUGGCCGGAGGAGCCGUCCGAGGCCAAAUUACAGAGGAUAGGCGAGAUCCAAGAGCUGUUGCGGAAUGUUGUUCCAAGCGUAUACCGGGGAACCGGCCUCGCCAACGCGGUGGGCGAAACUAACUUCGCCGGCCUUCCGAAAGGGCAAGCAAAGGAGCUCGCUGCUCAAAUCGCCUCCGGCGUUCAGGCAGUGCAGCUCUCUCGACGAGUACUGGAGAAGGACCAGGUAGAAUUCCAUGAGAUGCGAAGUGGUGCAACAUCUGAACCUGAAUAA
Molecule: messenger RNA, 777 nt
Organism: Triticum dicoccoides
Lineage: Eukaryota; Viridiplantae; Streptophyta; Magnoliopsida; Poales; Poaceae
Exons: 4
Coding region: 1-777 (258 amino acids)
Source: RefSeq, a predicted model, not a curated record